UUUUUUUUUUUCCGCCGAAGCUGAGCGGGUGCUGCUAGCGGAGGCGCCAUAUUGGAAGGGACAAAACUCCGGCGACAGCGAGUGACACAAAUAAACCCCUGGACCCCCUCGUUCCCCCAGCUCUAAGGGCCGCGAUGUUGUACCUAGAGGACUAUCUGGAAAUGAUUGAACAGCUUCCAAUGGACCUGCGGGACCGCUUCACUGAGAUGCGCGAGAUGGACCUGCAGGUGCAGAAUGCAAUGGAUCAACUAGAACAAAGAGUCAGUGAAUUCUUUAUGAAUGCAAAGAAAAAUAAACCGGAGUGGAGAGAAGAACAAAUGGCAUCCAUCAAAAAAGAUUACUAUAAAGCUUUGGAAGAUGCAGAUGAGAAGGUACAGUUGGCAAACCAGAUAUAUGACUUGUAGCAGCACUUGUGAAAGAUUGAAAUCACUAAGAAGACAGAAGCAGUAUUUCUCAAACUGGUAUAAUUAUGGUGCUCUCUUUUAUGUUAAGCAGCUUCUAAAAUACAUCCUUUAGGAAAUACUCAUUUCUGGUUCUGCCUCAAAGCAAAUUGAAGCUAAAAAGAAAUAAGUGGUCACUUACGGUCUCCUUUAGCAUAUAGAUUUCACAUCAUAUUUUUGUAAUCUUACCUGGAUGCCAUCUUAUUACUGAACAAGUGUAUGUAAACGUCAAUGUUGUUGGUGAGCAAGACACAAGAUAAAAGGUACAUACCACACAUGGUGCACAUUGUAAAUGUUUAUGCAAAACUAGCAGACGUUUGUCCUGUGAAGCUAUAGAAAAUGUUUCGUUGUUCUCAUAUAGUAGAAAGUUGUACUGGUGUAAAUAACCUAGGCUCUUUUGUUCAUACAGUUCUGAAAAUAAUUCUGAAAAUAAUUUCAUGAAAGAUAUACUGUCUAAAGAAAGGUAGAACAAAUGGUAGCUUGAUUUACUGUGGAAUUGAAAAAAAAAAGGUUCUUAAUUGUUUUGGUCUUGAAUUAUAUACAUAUAGACAUAGAAAAAGGCAUUUAUAUUUGAAUCCAAGAGGAAGUUGUUUAGUAACAUCGUCCUCAUAUUUAAUGAUUAUACGUGUCAGUCUUUAUUUAGAGACUACCUUCUUUUUAAAUCAUAUAGAUCUUUGGCUGUAUUCUUGGUUUAUAUUUUGCUCUUUUAGUACUUUUUGUAUGUUUAAAAAAUACUUCAUACACUUAGAAAAAUAUGUAUAGUAUAAAUAUGUUCUUUUUAAAUAUGUGUUUUUCUGUGUAUGUAUUUAUAUAUUAUUUAUGAACCACACUGUUUAUCUACUCUUGUGCUUCGUAUAAUGGAGUUUUACCUGGAGUUAUAACGAAGGAGUAAAAAGUAAAUACUAUAAAUGGCUUGUGUCCUCAAGGUGUUGGUAAACUAGUUGGGAAGAUGUGUCCACAAACUAAAGUGAAGAGCCUGUAUAGAAACAGUGUAGCAAAUAAAGAUUAAUGCAGUUAAAGAUAAAUAUCUGAUAAAGGGCUGAACUAACUCACAGUAGAGUUAUUGUUAAUUUCUUAGAGGUUAUGAGAUGAGUGUUGAACAGAAUUUAUUCAGAGGCUGAGGGGCCUGGAUUAGGUGUGGUAUUGAGGGGAAAGCAUUUCACUCAGAGAUAAUGGAUAAACAAAGACUGAAAAUAAAACCUAGUAAAUUCUUUGAGGGGCAUAGAUUAUUUAGGGUAGGGAGUGAGGUAAUUGAAGGUGAUGUGAUAAACUGAACAAAAUGUAAUAAAAAGCAAGUGCCCAUAAUGGAUCCAUACGGACGUGAGUUCAGCCACUUCAGGGACUUUGGAAAAAGUAUUUAAUCCCAGAACCUUGGUUUCCUGUUCUGUAAAAUAGCAGUCUUAAUUUGUGCCUUACAGAUAGAUUUGCACACAUGUAUAUAAAUGCUGUUAGCUGGGCAGAUAGUAGGCGCUCACUUCUUUAAAGAUUCACUCCAUCUUAUUCCUCAAACUGGAAUUGUGCACUUUCUUGGAGCCACUGUUUCCCUUUCAGCUCUGCCAAGUUGCACCUGGUUUUUCUCCAGUCUCCCAGUAUUUCCAGAACUGCCUUUUGUCUUGUCUUUUCUUCUUUCUUUCCUUCCUCUCCCCUUCCUUUCUCUGUCCUCCUUCUGCCUUUUCUUUUUGUGACUUUUCUUUUCCUCUCCCCCUUUUGCUUCCUUCCUGUUUUAGCACUCCAUAUUAAAUUGCUGUUUCAGGCUGUUGUGACAUCUCUAAUAUAAAAAUCCAUUCUUCUUUGAGACUUAAUUGUCUAUUAUCAUCCUUCCAUCUUUCUGACCUUCCUCAGUCUCCAUGGGUGUCACUCAUAACGGUUGCUGUUCCUCAGGACUCUGUCCUUGACCUGCAUUCUUUCUUACUGUAUUCAAGUAGUUCUCACGUAGAGGUAACUCUCUUCCCUUCUUCUGCCCAACUCCAGAGGCCAGAAAGACCAAAUGACACAUGGUGAAGAACUGAUCUCUCAAAUGCCAGUUUUAUCCCCUGCCCCACACACAACCCAAGUUGAGAAAUCUCUCCAUUAAUUUUCUGUGUGUUCUCUUAGUUUUAGCAAUUAUACAUGAAUGAUUCCCCAAGCUCAGACUUCUCUUCUGAGCCUAGUCAUCUUACCUGAGAAUUCCAGGCCCUGGAGCUCAGUGUAUUGAAUCUUAACUCUUAGUCUCCCCUUCAACUUCUCUCAGAAGAACCACUGAUCUUCCAGUUAUUCACAUUGGAAUACCGAAAGUUAUCCUAGCCUCCUCCUCGUCCCUGGCCUCCCCACGUUUAGUUGAUCACUAUGUCGUGUUCGUUUUUAUUUUCUAAGCAUCUCUCAUUACCCCUUCCUCUCCAAUUCUACAGCCUGCCGUCAUUCAAGAGCUUUAACAACAGCAAAUGACUGGCAUGCUUUUCCUUUCGUCUUUGCUUAGGAAACUUUCUCUAUGUUUCAUAAUCCUCCACAUGCAGUCUCUUUAUUAAAAUCGCCUUAAUAUUGAUAUCUGUGUCAUUUAUAUCUAGGAGAUGAGAUUUGACCACUUAGGAAAGUCAACAAGAGUGAUUAAAAAAAAUUUUUUUUUAAUUAGUUUUCUUUAUUUUUGAGAGGCAGAGAGAGGGCGCGUGUGGAGGAGGAGCAGAGAGAGAGGGAGACACAGAAUCCGAAGCAGGCUCCAGGCUCUGAGAGGGCAGCACAGAGCCUGAUGCGGGGCCCAAACUCAUGAACCGUGAGAUCAUGACCUGAGCCGAAGUCGGACGCUCAACUGACUGAGCCACCCAGGCACCCCACAACAAGAGUGAUUUAAACAAAAGGUUUAUUUUCCUCUCGUGUAAAAUAACUGUUGGAGGAGGCAGGCCAGGGGCUGUGUGGCAACCCCAACAUCUUUGUUGUCCCAGGCUGCUUCUGAUCCGUUCCUCCUCUUUUCUGGACAGGUAGAAGAAUUGCUGUGGGGGUUACUCAAAAGGGCGUAUUUUGCAAUUCAGUCAGCUCCUUUAAAGGAGCCUGGAAAUCUUACCUACUGAUUCCUGCUUAUCUUCUUGACUCCUUCUAGCUGCAAGGGAGGCUGAGAAAUGUUGCUUAACAGGGUACAUUGCGACCCUUGGAGUACAAUUGGGGUUCUAUCAGUAAGGAAGGAGGCUAUUGAGUAGGUAAUUAACAGUUUGGGCCUUACCUUACCCUCAACAGAAUCAUACUGACCUCUAAAUAUUGUUAUUCCCAUGGUUUUAUUAUUACUUGAAUUAAAUAAUUAUUUAUUUACCUUUUA
Molecule: messenger RNA, 3723 nt
Organism: Felis catus (domestic cat)
Lineage: Eukaryota; Metazoa; Chordata; Mammalia; Carnivora; Felidae
Gene: ING3
Product: inhibitor of growth family member 3
Exons: 5
Coding region: 135-404 (89 amino acids)
Biological process (GO): regulation of DNA-templated transcription
Cellular component (GO): NuA4 histone acetyltransferase complex
Source: RefSeq, a predicted model, not a curated record